Messenger RNA from Cetraspora pellucida, 856 nucleotides. Lineage: Eukaryota; Fungi; Glomeromycota; Glomeromycetes; Diversisporales; Gigasporaceae. The record is from the annotation of a GenBank genome assembly.
CGAUCCAUCAUCUUCUAGUUCUAUAAAUCGAGCGCAAUUAAUGUCAUCUCUUAAACGUUCUAAUUCGAUAAGCUCUUUGAAGUCGGUCGCCAGUAUUGCAGCAAUGAGAGAGAUAAUCUAUGAAUCACCUCCUUGUAAAAUAUUUUGUUGGACUAAUGGCAACUGGAGACCUUUGACAACCAAAGAUAUAUGUGUAGUAGAAGUACGAAUAACAACUAUGAAUAAAGGUUGUUGGGCUAUUUUAUUAAAAAAUAGUAAUCGUAUGGUACUUAACGCUUGGAUUCAUCCUAAUACUCCGAUAGACAGAGAUUCAGAAACUACUAUCAGUAUUUCGUGUGACAUGGGAUUGAACAAAGAAUUUUACCGUGUUUCAAUGCCAACAUUUGAAGAUGCAGACCGAUUCUUUGCAAAUUUAAAUAAAGUUAAACAAUUACCUGUAGAAAAUCACAGUCACUUAUUACCACAAGGGUUAUUGAAAUCUCGUUCAUCAUCAUUACAAUCAUUAAAACAAAAUGAUGAAAAAUCCAUGACAUUAGCAAUGGAAUGCCGAUGUAGGGUAUUUUUACAAAAUGAUCAUGGAAUAUGGACAAAUCUCGGAUGGGGAAAUAUGAAAUUAGAAGUUGAAUCUCCAUCACAGCGAAAGAAAAUACUAAUAACUAGUGAGAAGCAAAAUAAGAAAUUGGUUGAUUCAUUUGUUCGAGAAGAUGGUGUAGAACGAGUUGGCAGAGCUGGUGUAGCUAUUACUUUAAACAAUGUAGAUAAAACAAAUAAUAGAAGAAUUAUUUAUAUGAUGCAAAUGAAAGAGGAAGCUACGGCUGUGAAAGCCUUUGGGAUUAUGAAACAAGGGAAUAGAUAA